UCACAGGAAGAUCACACCAUCCCUCACCGUCAUCAGGGGAAAGAUUUGAAAGCUGAGGCUAAAGCCGAUGAAUCCAGUAAAAGGAACCCACCAGAGAGAGGUUCCCAUCCUCUGUAUUCCCGGGAUUCCACACAGGAAGAUCACACCCUCCCUCAUCACCAUCAGAGGGAAGAUAAGAAAAUUGAGGUUAAAGCAAAUGUAUCCAGUAAAAGGAACCCACCAGAGAGAUGUCCUCCUCCUCUGUAUUCCGAUGAUUCCACACAGGAGGAUCUCACAAUCCCUUAUGAUCAGGAUGAAGAACUGCUUAAUCUUAAAAUCAAGGUUGAAGCGGACGAAGAAGAGACUUACGAGAGGGAUGACCUGCAGUCAUCUGAAGAUCCUGACAUUUUGGUUACAAUUAUAAAGGAGGAACCUUCUCUAGAUAAUGAAACAGAUGAAAUAGAUGUCCAGAAUACCUUAGAGGGACCUCUAAUUUUACCUUCGGGUUGCUAUGCAGAAGAUAAUACCAUCAUUCCCAAUAGUCUCAUGGGAGGUUUCUCAGAUGUGGUAACACUUGGAGACACUAGGCUUUUUCCAUGUCCUGAAUGUGAUGAAUAUUUUAAAACAAAAUCAUCACUGGCCAUCCAUGAGAAAACCCAUGUAGGGGAGCGCCUGUUUCCGUGCACGGAGUGUGGGAAAUGUUUCACGACAAGAUCAAAUCUGCUAAAGCACCAAAAACAUCACGUUGGACUGCUGGCCUUUCCGUGUCCGGAUUGUGGGAAAUCCUUUGAAUUCAAGUCGGGGCUGGUCCAUCACUUGAGACAUCACACAGACGAGAGGCCUUAUUCAUGCACUGAAUGUGGGCAGAGCUUUAAAGAGAAGUAUCAUCUAACAACGCAUCAGAGGAUCCACACGGGUGAGACGCCGUUCUCGUGUCCGGAGUGCGGGAAGUGUUUCACCCGAAAGCACACACUCAUCAUACACCAGCAGAACCACCUGGAGAAACGGCGGGACAAGCUCCUCAAAAAGAAAGAGCAGCUGCAGAAACUGAGUAUAAAAGAGGGAUCGCUGAUCUGCUUGGAGUGCGGGAAAUCUUUCAAAAAGAAAUGCGACCUUUACGUACAUCAAAGAACUCAUACGGGCAAGGAGAUCUUUUCAUGCCCAGACUGCGACAAGCUGUUUGUAAAAAAAUAUCAGCUUCAGGUCCACCAGAGGGUUCACACUGGCGAGAAGCCGUAUUCAUGUACGGAGUGCGAUAAGUCCUUCAAAACAAAAUCGGAACUCAACACGCACCAAAGAGUCCACACUAGUGAAAAGCCCUUCUCGUGUUCCGAGUGCGAGAAGUCCUUCAAGAAAAAGUCCCACCUUAUUCUCCACCAGAGGGACCACACCGGGGAAAAGCCCUUCCCGUGUACGGAUUGUGGGAAGUCGUUUAAGUCGGGGACUCUUCUCACGCUGCACCGGAGGGUCCACACCGGUGAGAAGCCCUUUUCCUGUCCGGAGUGCGGCCGAUGCUUCUCGCAAAAGGCGCACCUCAGUAAGCAUAUGAGACUCCAUUCCGGCAAGAAGCCGUUUUCCUGUUCCGAGUGCCGCAAAAGUUUUACGGACGAAGAGCAACUCGUUUCACAUCAAAAAUCCCACAGCCAAUGAUGAUCAUGCAGGAUUGGUCAUCGUCAAGUAUAAGCCUGGUGGGUUUUGCCACCUGUUGGCUUUCUAUAUCUCUUUGGGACUCUAUUGGUUAGCUGGCCUUCCAUAAUUCCUUUCCACUAUAAACAUGUGAUAUGUUCAUCUGGUGAUGUCACCAUAACUGUUGAAUUCUUUACGAUAUAGAACCAAUAAUAAAUUCAGUAUGGUUUCAGUUU
Molecule: messenger RNA, 1841 nt
Organism: Rana temporaria (common frog)
Lineage: Eukaryota; Metazoa; Chordata; Amphibia; Anura; Ranidae
Product: gastrula zinc finger protein XlCGF17.1-like
Exons: 5
Coding region: 526-1629 (367 amino acids)
Biological process (GO): regulation of transcription by RNA polymerase II
Cellular component (GO): nucleus
Molecular function (GO): RNA polymerase II transcription regulatory region sequence-specific DNA binding; DNA-binding transcription factor activity, RNA polymerase II-specific
Source: RefSeq, a predicted model, not a curated record